AUGUCUCUUGUCCCCGGGGAGCUGGUCCCAAAAGUCUGUCCCAUUUGUCAGACUUUGAUUACAAAAUACGAUUUGCCUGAGGAUAUGAUGAAUCAGGCUGUUUUCUGGGUGGUUCGAGAUUUGGGAAGCUGUGAAUGGCCUGCAGACCGACCUUGGUUUGACCAGUGUCGUCUCGCCGGAGCACGGUUUUCACUUAAUGAGAUAUACUGGUAUCGGUCGCAGAACUUGAAUGACUCCAGGGCCAUGUGA
Penicillium roqueforti is the source of this 249-nucleotide messenger RNA. RefSeq lists its product as uncharacterized. The record is from RefSeq and is a predicted model, not a curated record. Lineage: Eukaryota; Fungi; Ascomycota; Eurotiomycetes; Eurotiales; Aspergillaceae. The transcript is spliced from 2 exons. Bases 1 to 249 code for a protein of 82 amino acids.